AUUGCGAUGUUGCUGCACUUGCUGCAGCAGCAGUGAAGAGUGAAGCAAACAAAAAUGGCGAGCUUGGCAGCCGCGGCUCUGCUGGACGAGCUAAUGGGCAGGAACAGAAACAUCCUGCCCGAUGAUGUCCAGAACAAAAUCAGCUGGGAUGAUCCUGACAUAUGCAAGUUGCACCUCGUCAAGUUGUGUCCACACGAGUUGUUUGUAAAUACGCGAGCCGAUCUGGGCCCGUGUCCGAAAAUCCAUGACGACGAGAUGCGGAAGGAGUACGCAAAGCAGUCGACCUACCGGAAACAGCAGUACGAGGACGAGUUCAUCCGCUUCUGUCAGGGAAUGCUGAACGAAGUUGAGAGGAAAAUAGCCAAGGGCAAAGUUCGCCUUGCCCUUAGCGGACGUUCGGCUGAAGCUAUUGAGGCUCCUGAAAACGAAAAGGCCGAAACAGAGGAAAUUCGCGAAUUGACGGACAAAAUCAACGGACUGGUCGAAGAGGCUGAGAAGUCUGGGAUAAUGGGCAAUGUGGAUGAGGCUCAAGAGUGCAUGCGUCAGUGCGAUGAAAUCAGAGAGCAGCGCGAGCAACUCCGCAGACAGAACGGCUAUUCUUGGACAAACGAACUUGCUCAAGCUCAGGAAAAGCAGAUGGAGGUGUGCGAAACGUGCGGUGCUUUCUUGAUCGUUGGGGACGCCCAGCAACGAAUUGAUGAUCACUUGCAGGGCAAGCAGCACAUGGGCUACGCCAGGCUUAAGGAAGCUGUUGAUGAAAUCUUGGAUAUUAGAAAGAAGGCAAAAGAGGAGCGGGAGAAAAGGCGAGAAGACGAACGGAAAGAGAGGGUGCGGGCUCAGAAAGCAGAAGAAAAGUUGAGGGAAGCAGAAAGAGAAGUGCGGAGAAUGGGUCGGGGAGGCAAAGAUGAAGAAGAACCCCCCAGACACACCAACAGAAAACCCAAGCAGGGAAAACACAGAUCUCGUUCAAGGUCUCGAAGCCCUCAUUUUAAAGGCAAUCGCAGGGAAGCUGGCAGAGAUCACGAUCGGCAUGAAAAACCAAGACAUGCUAGAAGAAGUCCAGAACACCGAAGGGACUACCGAGAGGAAAGGAAUCGCAACGACAGAAAUGGUGGUAGGAGUUACAAAGACUCCAGUCGAAGGGGUUCCUAGGUUGUCUAAAUACAAGUUAGUCAAAGCUGGAGCUCGAGGUAAGUGGAGACGGUCAAAAAAAGUAGCUUUAAAAAAUCAGGAACUUGUUCCCUGAGCAUGCUUUUAAUUAUUCCAAUCAAAAAGUUGCCAUGCAGGUAUGUGGCGACUCUUUUAACGAAAGGGUUGAAUUUGGAAAAUGUUCAUGUUGAAUCUAUCUAUCACUUUGCUAUUGCUUUUGUUUUGAUUUUCCAAAUGUAAAAAAUAUAAAUUGUGGUGGACAAUUAGAACACAGCUAUGCGAGUCAAGCGAGCAUCACGUCAGUUGUUGCCAACAAAUGAGCCUGUCCAUUACAGUGGAACCAGCAAUAUAGUCUGCUGCUACAAUAACCCUCAGGUGACCCAGUUCUAGAUAGACAACAGUAUCGAACCUGUUGCUAUUGGCAAUUAUAUAGGGAUUGUUCACAUAAAAAUUUAUUUGAGGAAUCCUAUCAUAAAUAAGCGUUUAUUUUAAAUUGGUGGUUGUUUUUAGCUAAUGAAUUAAUUAACUCCCGGGAUUUUUGGAAAACAUUAAGUAAGAAAUAUUAAGAGAGAUGCAUUUAUGUGCCUUUCAAUUUCAUUGCAUAAGAAAUUACAGAUAAGAAAGGGGAAUUUCAAACUGCAUGUUACUUUAUAAGUAAAAUAUUUUGUGACAGCCAAUUUUGAAUUUCUUGACUACAUGAAAACAUCAAAUGCUUAUUCGAAGACUGACAUCUAAAUUUUGUUUUCAGUGCGUUUCAAAAAUGCGUUACGAAGCUCAUCUCCUGGGUUUGAUUGAUGACUGAUGACAUGAUAUAUCAUCUGCUCUUGGAACACCACACAAGGUGACUUAAUUUUAAUGGCCUCUGCAUUCCUAAUUUCCCUUGUUGUAAUUAUUUCUCUCUCACGCCCACUAAAUGUUUUAAAUUAUUUCCAAAAUUUAUCGCUCCUUUCUGAAGAAGUUGACACCCUUAUAUUAUGAGGUUUUAAUGUAUGGAGUGCUAUUAUCUUGUUAAAAAGUGGGCUAUAAUAAUUUGCCAUUAUUAUCAUGUAUUUUGUUGCUUUCUAACAAAAAAAAAAAAAAAAAAAAAAAUUGUGGUAAGUGCUCAAAUCCCAGAGAAUCCAUCAAUCAGUGCAUGUUGAAGUAUGUAAAGUAGUAAUAAAGUUUUAUUUGUUAAUUAUAAAGUCUGUCGAGCUCGCAGACAAAGUGAGAGUUUACAGCAUCCUGGCUAAUGAACUGCCAGUAAAAGUUGAACAUAAAAUUAUGCAUUUAGCAUUUUAACAACAAAAAAGUGUAUGACAGUUGAUUGAACAAAUAAAUAAGAAAAAAUAGCCACUGGUGACUUUUAUUAAAUUCUAUGUAUACAUUAUUAUAUAAUAUAUACCAUAUAAUCCAGCUUGUCAAAGGAAAGGGUUAUAAUGUUUGCAUAAGUGGCAACACCGCAUUGCGUACAGUUGUCAUGUCAGUAGCUAGGCAGAUGGCAGACAACACAAAAGUUAAAGCAUUGAAGUUCAUUAUUUGUGAUUCAACACUUGAGUUAACAUUUUUUCGAUAAUGGAUAUGUUAACGAGAGACUUAGCAAAUGACUAUGCAGAAUAUGUCAAAGUUGAUAUGAAUGAAGAAUUGAAAGUAGUCGGUGAAACUGUGGAAGAUAUGCUCACAAGGCUUGAAGAAUUUGGAAGCUUAUUAGAAGGGGUUCAUAAUGGAGGAACUAGCAGUCUAUUGCACUUAGGACCCGAAAUACAAAUUAGCUGCCAGGCACUAGAUGGAGUUUUCAAAAAGAUCGACCAAAUUGAAAAGCUAGUGACCAGAGUUAAAAAAGAUGUCAGUACAAUGGAAGCGCAUUUAGAUUCCGCUGAAGCAAAGUGUGGUCUUGCCUCUUCUGACCUCCGAAGCUUCUUCAAACCAUUAUUCUCA
Messenger RNA from Neocloeon triangulifer, 3063 nucleotides. Its product is annotated as luc7-like protein 3. The transcript is spliced from 8 exons. Gene Ontology annotation, cellular component: U1 snRNP; U2-type prespliceosome. Gene Ontology annotation, biological process: mRNA splice site recognition. NCBI's taxonomy places the organism in Eukaryota, Metazoa, Arthropoda, Insecta, Ephemeroptera, Baetidae. The record is from RefSeq and is a predicted model, not a curated record. The coding region runs from base 55 to 1152 and encodes 365 amino acids. Gene Ontology annotation, molecular function: mRNA binding.